Eriocheir sinensis (Chinese mitten crab) is the source of this 912-nucleotide messenger RNA. Its product is annotated as ras-related protein Rap-2b-like. The transcript is spliced from 5 exons. The record is from RefSeq and is a predicted model, not a curated record. Gene Ontology annotation, molecular function: GTP binding; GTPase activity. The coding region runs from base 176 to 892 and encodes 238 amino acids. NCBI's taxonomy places the organism in Eukaryota, Metazoa, Arthropoda, Malacostraca, Decapoda, Varunidae.
ACUAACUCUUCUACACACCAGCUGGGGCCAGGUGGUGUGGUGGUGGUGGUGGUUCUCAAGACUCGUUCACCCACUCUCCCUCCUACCCCAUGCCGGCUGCUCGACCCUCGCUGGCUAGUCUCUGAGCCUCCACCCGCCUAGGUCUCUCGCCUCCCUUCCCUCCCCUCAGCCCAACAUGUAUCCUGAAGGCACGUGUUGGCAGUGGGUACGAGGCCAGAUGCCCAGUGACUGCAGGAGGAUGGGGGAGGCGCCGAAGGUACAGGUGGAGGGGAGCGACCCAAGAAGGAGGUACCAGGUCACUCUUAUGGGCGGAGCAAGAGUCGGCAAGUCUACGAUAGUGUCCCAGUUUCUGUAUGAUAAGAUCAUCACCAACUACAAGCCCACGGUGGAGGAGUUUCAUCGCGGCGAGUACGAGAUCGAAGGGGAGACACUAAUCCUCGACCUCCUGGACACAUCGGGGUCGCACCAGUUCCCGGCGAUGCGCGCGCUGGCCAUCAGACAGUCCAACGCCUUCCUCCUCGUCUACGCCAUCGACAAUGCUGGCUCCUGGGACCUUAUCACGACCCUUAGAGACGAGAUCAUGAAAAUCCGAGGCUCCGAGGUUCCCAUUGUGGUGGUGGGCAACAAAAGCGACCUUGAGGCACGCCGCGUUGUCUCCCGAGCCACGACGCAGGCGCGAGUGGAGCUGGACUGGAACAACGGCUACAUGGAGACUUGCGCCCUCCAGCCCGACUCUGUCCUCGCGCUCUUCAAGAAAGUCCUCCACCAAGGCCAGAUCCGCUACAGACUCAGCCCCGCCGUGGAGAGGAGGCGGAAGUCCUUACCUACCUACACGCAGAAACAGAAGCAGGACAAGUUCUUCUUCAAACGUCACUCGUGCAACGUUUCCUAGACGAUGAACGUUACCCUGGG